UAGUCAUCUGAUUUGUUUCCUUGUUAGCAGUCAGCCUUAGCCAACAAACAACCGCCGUACUUUGAUUCUUCGCUUCCCUUUCUUCUCUCUGGAAUAUUUCCGGGGUUCCAGAAGCUCCCUGCUUAGCCACGGAACCAUGGACGAGACGAGUCCGCUUGUCUCUCCAUUGCGGGACUCGGGUGACUUCGCGUACUGUCCCACAGAACCCACCAGCCCGCGAGGCGCGUUUGGAGGCACGCCGGGCUCGGUGGUCCGGAUCCCGGCGGGCAGUCCUGGGCGCAGCCGAGAGAGACAGCCGCUUCUCGAUCGGGACCGUGGAACGUCACCCAGAGAGCAGCAUAGAAAUGAAUUCCCUGAGGAUCCCGAGUUCAGAGAGAUCAUCCGAAAGGCCGAGAGAGCCAUCGAAGAAGGCAUCUAUCCGGAGAGAAUCUAUCAGGGAUCCAGUGGAAGCUACUUUGUGAAAGACUCUCAGGGGAAGAUCAUAGGCGUAUUCAAACCAAAGAACGAAGAGCCCUACGGACAGCUGAACCCGAAAUGGACCAAAUGGCUUCAGAAACUGUGUUGUCCGUGCUGUUUUGGUCGCGACUGUUUGGUCCUCAACCAGGGUUACCUCUCAGAAGCCGGAGCCAGCCUUGUGGAUCAGAAGUUGGAGCUCAACAUAGUUCCUAGAACAAAGGUGGUCCAUUUGGCGAGCGAGACCUUCAACUACAGCGCUAUUGACAGAGUCAAGUCUAGAGGCAAACGGCUAGCUCUGGAGAAGGUGCCCAAAGUGGGGCAACGCUUCCACAGGAUUGGACUUCCACCUAAGGUGGGUUCCUUCCAGCUCUUUGUUGAUGGCUAUAAGGACGCAGAUUUUUGGUUACGACGGUUUGAAGCAGAUCCACUUCCGGAGAACACAAACAGGCAACUUCAGCUGCAGUUUGAGCGACUCGUCGUCCUGGAUUACAUCAUCCGGAACACGGACAGAGGAAACGACAACUGGCUGCUGAAGUACGACUGUCCAAUGGACCCGGUGGGGAACAGGGACACGGACUGGAUCGUCGUGAAAGACCCAAUCAUCAAGCUGGCAGCUAUAGACAAUGGCCUCGCCUUCCCCCUCAAACACCCGGACUCUUGGAGGGCCUAUCCGUUCUACUGGGCGUGGCUCUCUCAGGCCAAAGUUCCUUUCUCCCAGGAAAUCCGAGAGCUUGUCCUGCCAAAACUCUCCGACCCAAAUUUCAUCAAAGACCUUGAAGAGGACCUGUAUGAGCUAUUUAAGAAAGACCCAGGGUUUGACAGAGGACAGUUCCACAAGCAAGUGGCAGUCAUGAGAGGACAGAUCCUGAACCUGAGCCAAGCGCUCAAAGAUGGUAAAACUCCCCUGCAGUUGGUCCAGAUGCCUCCUGUCAUCGUGGAGACGGCCAGAGCCCCUCAGAGAGCCAACAGUGAAUCUUACACACAGAGCUUCCAGAGCAGAAGACCUUUUUUCACCUGGUGGUAGGAAGCCAGUGUGAGGAUUCAGGUUCUCUCGCUGACAAGGAAGGAACUUGCUAUGCUCUUCAUGCGGAUGCUUCAAUGACCCGGAGGAGUUAAGAGGCUAAAAGAGGAAGAGUUUCCGAAAUAAUUCUUCCCCGUUUGCCUCUGUGCCUUGUUUGGAUGUAUUUACACUGUAAAGAAGACGAAGGCCUACGAUGUGAAUCCUCCAGACCCAUGAACGAACUCACACGUGCAUGUCAGACUUCAUUUUGUGAGCGACUGGUGUCACAUUCCUCAUCAUUGAAUUGCUCAUGCCUCUGCCUUGUUACAUUCAGCUACACUCGAGCCACUUUCAAGCCCCGCUGACCACAUCACGUUCCACCUUUCAUCCUUUGCCAAAAAAAAGAAAUGCUCUCCAAACCAUCAAAAUUGCAGGUACUGAGCGGUGGGUUCCGAGUUUGUCUGUGCACGCCCAACACACGCGCCGCGGGGACCGGUUUCACGGUCAGCUAGUCACGUGUGGUUUUUGGAAGGAAGAAAUACUUUUCAUCUGUACGAAGGUUUAACAAGAAGAAUAAUCCACUAACAAGUGAGUUCCAGGUAUUAAUGAAGGUCGGGCUGUAUUUCUGUUCAAUCUGACUCCAGCAGGGACCCAAGUUAAAAAACUACCUGCUGAACUGAAUUGACUUGAAGUGUAUGGUGACAAUGCACUGCAUAAUUUGUAUGUAAUAUUUAAUGAUAGAUUAUAAUUAAAAUGUAUUCAA
Synchiropus splendidus (mandarinfish) is the source of this 2219-nucleotide messenger RNA. RefSeq names its product phosphatidylinositol 4-kinase type 2-alpha. Bases 137 to 1480 code for a protein of 447 amino acids. The record is from RefSeq and is a predicted model, not a curated record. Gene Ontology annotation, molecular function: 1-phosphatidylinositol 4-kinase activity. Lineage: Eukaryota; Metazoa; Chordata; Actinopteri; Syngnathiformes; Callionymidae. The transcript has 9 exons. Gene Ontology annotation, biological process: endosome organization; phosphatidylinositol phosphate biosynthetic process; Golgi organization. Gene Ontology annotation, cellular component: endosome; plasma membrane; lysosomal membrane.